Messenger RNA from Sinocyclocheilus anshuiensis, 1599 nucleotides. Its product is annotated as mitochondrial uncoupling protein 2-like. The transcript has 8 exons. The record is from RefSeq and is a predicted model, not a curated record. The coding region runs from base 308 to 1237 and encodes 309 amino acids. Gene Ontology annotation, biological process: transmembrane transport. Lineage: Eukaryota; Metazoa; Chordata; Actinopteri; Cypriniformes; Cyprinidae.
CACCAUACUCAGGUGGAAAACGCACUGGAUUAAACCCUGGAUGAAAAUAAUUAUUUUUCUUUCUGUCAGUACAAUUUGGACUAACAAUUUUAUAUUACCAGAAGGUUGUGUUGCGCUGCUGGAAUGCUGCUUUGGGACACUGAGCCACAAUUUUCUAUGGCCAAAGGUGUUGAAGCAUUUAAAACAAAAGACAAGAGAGUUAUUCCUUUGGAAGAAACUUGAUCUAGAAUCAGCAGUCUGCUGAGGUGGGAAAACAAAAAGCUCUAGAUAAAAAUAAAGUAAAAUCCUGCCAGAAGUACAGAAAAAAAUGGUUGGAAUCAAACCUACUGACCUGCCACCAACUGCUGCUGUCAAGUUUUUUGGUGCUGGUACGGCAGCAUGUUUUGCUGAUCUGGUUACUUUCCCCCUGGACACAGCAAAAGUGAGACUUCAGAUCCAGGGAGAAUCUACAGCUGCCUCAGGAUCAGAUGUGGUGAAAUAUCGUGGAGUAUUUGGCACCAUUACCACUAUGGUGCGUACAGAGGGCGCAAGGAGUCUCUACAAUGGCCUGGUGGCAGGACUGCAACGACAAAUGAGCUUUGCAUCUGUUCGUAUCGGUCUUUAUGACUCAAUGAAGCAAUUCUACACCAGAGGAUCUGAGAAAGCAAACAUAGUGACUCGCCUACUGGCUGGCUGCACUACCGGGGCCAUGGCUGUCGCAUUUGCACAGCCCACAGAUGUCGUAAAAGUGCGUUUCCAGGCUCAAGCUCGUCAGUCUGAUGGAUUAAAGAGAUACAACGGCACAAUGGAUGCAUAUCGGACUAUUGCACGUGAUGAGGGUGUUUGUGGGCUUUGGAAGGGCUGCAUGCCAAACAUCACAAGGAACGCGAUUGUGAACUGCGCAGAGCUGGUCACUUACGACAUCAUUAAGGAACUCAUAUUAAAAUAUGACCUCAUGACAGAUAACCUACCCUGCCACUUUACCGCUGCAUUUGGAGCUGGAUUCUGCACCACAAUUGUGGCAUCUCCAGUAGACGUGGUAAAGACCCGCUUCAUGAACUCAACUGCAGGACAGUACAGCAGUGCACUAAACUGUACCCUCACUAUGCUGACCAAAGAGGGACCAACGGCUUUCUAUAAGGGCUUCAUGCCCUCCUUCCUGCGCUUAGGAUCCUGGAACAUCGUGAUGUUCGUUUCCUACGAGCAAAUCAAGAGAGGUCUGACUAGAAUUCAGUGCUCAUGGGAGUCACCUUUCUGAAUGGACAUUGUCAGUAUCUUCUGAUUUUGAUUAAACAGAGAGUGCAAAUAUAAGUCAAGUCCUCUGUUAUGACAACAAAUGGAUUCCCAGGUUAAGUCUUAUCACUGAAAAAGGCUGCAACUUUUUAAGGCCAAAGGUCAAGCUCAUCAAAAAUGAAAGAUGAGUUGCCAAAAAUCACGAGACGUAUGGCUGAGAAAGCAAAAUGCAUUUUUGUCUUAGUCUCAACGUCAUUGGACACUGAGAGAGGUGGUAUUAUCAAUUGCAAGGAUAUACUGUAUGUCCAUUUUUAUGUAUAUACUUUUAAAUAUGUCAAGAAAACGGGUCCAUAGCAUAAUGAAUGAAUACAUAUUUAUACUAUAAAC